AUGCCUGUUGAGGAAAUUUUCAAUUUUUUUAUCGAACGUCACAUUGUGCUUAAAGAAGAUUGGCUCAAUGCCGCAAUAACAUCCCUGAAGGGUUCUGGAAUAAAUUCGAAAUUUUGUGAAGCCGUAUAUGAACAAUGGCUAUAUUCCGACCUUUCGGAAUCUACAUAUCCUAUAUUUGAUCAAGUUGGAAUUUCAAAUGACUCGAGAAAAAAUGUUAUCACAACGCCCUUCGUAGCACAGGUCACAUCUAUUGUAGAUGUGGGCUCUUCACUCUAUUCGCAAUUCAAGACAUUGACAUACGAAUUUGUUGAUAAUUCAGGGUUUGAUGCACUACCCGAACAGGAAAACCCUAAUGAGUUCGCGGUAAGUAUACCGUUCACUAUUUUCUACCUCAGUUUGUUUUCGAAACCCAAACGAAUGCUUUCAAUUACUAUCAGUGAUGGAGCAUAUAAUGCUCGUGCCAUUGAACACUUCGCAAUUCCUCAAAUUAAUUUGUUGUUGACGCCAGGAUGUAAGGUCCUGUUCUUACCUAGCAUAAUCUCACGUAAAGGAAUUUUAAUGUUGAAAGCUUCGAAUAUACAAAUAUUAGGAGGUGAUGUUGAACAUCUCAUGAAAGCUGGGAGACCACUGGAAGUGAUGACAUCCUUAUUAGGGAUCGCUUCACCAGUGCAAGAAACAAAGGAGUUAGAGACUGAAGCAAGUAUGAACAUUGUCGAGUUGAAUGUGAAAUCAGUUAAUCGCGAACUGAAUAGGACACUGCUUCAGCCAUCACCUAGUUCGAGCAACCAGUACUUACAGGAUGACGAUUUUGACUGUGCGAAAGAUCCUUCUCCUCCCUCAGAUGAUUAUAAUUUCCAAGUAACAGGAAUAGUGGAAUCUGAUGAUGAUAGUUCUGUUCCUGCCUUAUUCAAACGGAAGAGCACUGUUGUUGAAGAACAACGAAAUUCACAAACAUUGGUGUCUCUCUUUAGUAUGGCACGCCCAAAAACAAAGCGGAAAAGUGCAAUAGUUGAGGUCAAACCAAAUCCGGUUACUCCCAAACAAUCCCAAACGUUCAAGGGAUGUUUGAGUACUGCCGUAGCUAAACCGAACCCGGUCAUAAGGCUUGAAGAUUCUCCUCCUAAUUUCGAUGCGGAAUGUCCGGACUACACUCCAAGUGGACCUGAUUACACUACAAAUAGUAGAAUAACAAGAAAGCGUUCUUUUGUCUUGAGCAAAUGCUUAGAUUCAUCUUCUACCCAAGCCUCGCACGAUACUUCUCUCGAUCCAUGGACACCACCCAAGCCCAUAGGCACACAAAAGCCAGAACUUGAAAAACUCAAAACAAAAAAUCAUACUAACAAUUACGAAUCAUUCGUAUCAAAUUCACAGAACGUCAUCACUAUACCUGAACGGAUUACUCCGAAGUCUCCUCCUCCGAAAAAGGUAGCGAGUUCUAAUAAUAUUCAGAGAACUGUUAAGCUCGAGAUAAUAGAUCUAUCGGAUGAUGAAGUGGUGACCCCUUCUCCGGCUCUAUCAGCUCCGACGGACUCACCAGCUCAACCGGUUCCUGCUGUUGAAUCAAAUGGUUACAUCGAUCAGUUGUGUAAAAGCCCUAUGAACUCGGUUUAUUGUGAUCGAUUUGACAAAUUGAAGAUCAUGAAAAUUGUCCAAGCCUCACGACAGAGCCGAUUUGUCGUUGGGUCAAUCAGAUGCAAAAUCCAGGCGGUUGUAGUAGAGAUUAAGGAGGCCUUAAGAAUCGUAGAUAACGUGUGGACUCAGAAAGUGUUGCUAAUGGAUGAGAGCUCCACCAUAUCUUGCUACAUAGACAAUGAAACUCUAGUAAGCCUAAUAGGAUGGACAACGGAGCAAGCAAUGGAAAUAAAAAGAUCGUCAGAUAGUGUGAGAAGAAAGGAAGGGUCUCGUAGAUUAGCGGCCGUAUCUACCCAAAUGCAACGCUUGGAUUUGCUUUUUGACGUUGAAUUUUAUAGCGAAGGCUUGGCAGAUGCCGUUGUUCGUUCAAUACAGACUCUUCCUCAAGCUUUAGAACUUCUUUCCUAA
Molecule: messenger RNA, 2040 nt
Organism: Auanema sp. JU1783
Lineage: Eukaryota; Metazoa; Nematoda; Chromadorea; Rhabditida; Rhabditidae
Source: the annotation of a GenBank genome assembly